Messenger RNA from Impatiens glandulifera, 803 nucleotides. RefSeq names its product RING-H2 finger protein ATL52-like. Lineage: Eukaryota; Viridiplantae; Streptophyta; Magnoliopsida; Ericales; Balsaminaceae. The transcript has 4 exons. The coding region runs from base 106 to 552 and encodes 148 amino acids. The record is from RefSeq and is a predicted model, not a curated record.
UAUUGCCCAUUACGAUUUCGCCACUCAAAUUCUACCACUCACAAGAUUUAAUGAAUCUCCUUAUGGAUUCCUUCUUGUUUUUCUCUCUUUGUUUCUUUCUCUGAAAUGGAAUCAUAUCCCCCCCUAUAUAUAUGUACAAAUUUGAUUACUACAAUAAUUGGGUUUGGGAUGAGUGCAACUUUUAUCAUAUUCGUAUGCACUAGAUUAAUUUGCGGCCGAAUGCGUAGAACUCAUCAUUCAAGGCAGUUACUUGAGAUUUCGAGGAUUGAUCUUGAACAGCCAGAAAGUCAGAACAAUGGCCUUGAAUCUGUUGUGGUUGCUGCAAUUCCCACGGUGAAGUUCAGCGACGGCGAUUUCAACUCCACACAGUGUUCUAUAUGCUUGGGAGAGUACCAAGAGAAGGAAAUACUAAGAAUAAUGCCCAUUUGUGGACAUAAUUUUCAUCUUUCUUGUAUAGAUAUUUGGCUAAGGAAACAUUCUACUUGUCCUGUUUGUCGAUUACCCAUUUGCGGCUAUAACCAGGAGGGUGUGGAGAUAUCAACAACCGCCUGACAGCAAAACAACAAUGUUUUCAAAAGAAGACACUUGUUUUAACAUAUGGCAUAAGAACUAGCUAGCAUGAUUCUAGUUUUACUUUUGAUGUUGUAAAAAAGUAACAAUUAUGGUUUUAAAUAUGAGGUUAAUCUUCAAACAUGAGAGUCAUCUCUGAAAAUUGAGGUUAAUCUUAACUGAUCAUAUGUAUAAUCAAGGCAAAUGAAACAAUGAAAAAUGGAGGAACCUACCCUUGUUCCAACUUUCAAGUU